AUGGCCGCAAUUAUUCGUUUAGCCGGCCUAAGUGGAGCCAGUGCGGUCAUUCUUGGAGCCUACGGAUCACACGUAUUGCGAGAUCAAGUGGACGAGCAUCGGAAGAAAGCCUUUGACACCGGGUCGCGCUAUCAUUUACUGCAUUCGGUGGCUCUGCUCGGCGCUCGUCAGGCUCGUCACCCUCUACUAACCGCUCUUCUCUUCUCGGCCGGCAUCAUUCUCUUCUGUGGCCCCUGCUAUCAUUACAGUAUCACCGGCGAGGAGAAGCUGCGGAAAUUCACGCCAACCGGCGGCAUUUUGUUCAUCCUCGGCUGGUUGUCGUUCAUUUUG
Mesorhabditis belari is the source of this 330-nucleotide messenger RNA. NCBI's taxonomy places the organism in Eukaryota, Metazoa, Nematoda, Chromadorea, Rhabditida, Rhabditidae. The record is from the annotation of a GenBank genome assembly.